GUGCACUGGUGGAUUCAGUUGUCUACAUAUUGUACAGGCGGAAAGGAGGCUAAUCUUUGAGUCUACAUUUUCUGUCCUCGAUCCUCUGUCCUGAAGCGAUGGGUACCCUGAGAGACCUCCAGUUUGCCCUGCAGCUGAAGAUAGAGGAGCUUCGGCAGAGGGAUACACUGAUCGAUGAGCUGGAGCUGGAGCUGGAUGCUAAGGACGACCUCAUUCGCCGCCUGCAGGGGGAGCUGGACCGCAUGCGGGUUACUCUCGGCACCCCUGGGUCCUCCGCUGCAGGGUGCUUGGCUAUGCGUAAUUCUUCUCAGAGGAUCAAGAGGAGGGCGGUGAUGGCAGAGCGCAUGAACUGGGACGACAAGCAACUUCCUCAGCCCACUGUGACAAGCCACAGCAAAAGCCUGAAGUCACAGGAGCUGAUUAAGGGGGCUCUGCUGGAGAAUGGCCUCACCAAACACCUGGAGAGGGGGCAGAUCCUGGCCAUAGUGGACUGCAUGUAUCCCACUACAGUCAGCCAGGGCUCCUGUGUCAUUCGGGAGGGCGACAAUGCUUCCCUUGCGUAUGUCAUAGAAGAGGGGAAGAUGGAGGUGAUCAAAGCUGGUCACAAGCUGCAGACAUUAGAGGCGGGCACAUUGUUUGGGGAAAUAGCCCUCCUUCACAACCACACACGCUCCACCACUCUCACAGACAGGGGACAAAAGCACAGGGGAGGAAAGAGGGUCGAGGUCCGUGGAGACAUUAUGGAGUGCAGGUAG
Molecule: messenger RNA, 755 nt
Organism: Clupea harengus (Atlantic herring)
Lineage: Eukaryota; Metazoa; Chordata; Actinopteri; Clupeiformes; Clupeidae
Gene: prkg1l
Product: cGMP-dependent protein kinase 1-like
Exons: 6
Coding region: 99-755 (218 amino acids)
Biological process (GO): protein phosphorylation
Molecular function (GO): ATP binding; protein tyrosine kinase activity; cGMP-dependent protein kinase activity
Source: RefSeq, a predicted model, not a curated record